Drosophila ficusphila is the source of this 4078-nucleotide messenger RNA. RefSeq names its product negative elongation factor A. NCBI's taxonomy places the organism in Eukaryota, Metazoa, Arthropoda, Insecta, Diptera, Drosophilidae. The record is from RefSeq and is a predicted model, not a curated record. Bases 250 to 3984 code for a protein of 1244 amino acids. Gene Ontology annotation, cellular component: extracellular region. Gene Ontology annotation, molecular function: chitin binding. The transcript has 5 exons.
AGUUCAGUUCAAGUUCGCGGCUCGAACGGUUCAGUUUGUCUUGUCUUUCCGCUCCGCCUACGGUAUCAACUCAGUAAAGGAUAACCCCAACCGACUUGCAGGAUAAUGCUUAAGCCCCGCUUCAGCUAGUGUGAUUGUGAAUUUGUUUACUCGAAAGUAUUUCUGUGCUACGAAACGAAAAGUUCCCAAAAACCCGAAAUCUAAUUAAUUUUCGGUCCAGUUUUAUCGUUCGUUCGGAGAUUUAUAAGCAUGUGGCCACCCAGAUCCUUUCUGUGGUUGGCUCUCGUCCUCCUGGUGGGCGUGGCUCGGGGACAGAGCAGCAGCCGGGAGCACUUCGAGGAUGCGGACAAGUCCAGCGAGUACACGGACCAGCAGUUCGACCUGCGGCACACGAUUCCCGGCGAACCUGGCCUCGACUAUCCCAUUUUGAGCUCCCCUCCCAAAACCAGCUUCGUAUGCAAGGGAAGACACGAAGGUUACUAUGCCGAUGUGGAGAGUCGUUGUCAGGCCUUCCGUAUUUGUGCCCACACUGCCCGGUCCGCCCAAGGCUUUGGCUUCCUCUGUCCCAACGGAACCCUCUUCAGUCAGAAGAACUUUGUGUGCGACUGGUACCGCAAUGUGAACUGCGACGACUCCGAGAGGUACUACGAAAUGAACGAGGAGAAGAUAGUGGGGAGCACCCACGAGAUGAUGGAGCGAGUCCGCCACAUGAUGGAGUACCCCAUGAAAACGAUUUCCAAGGCCUUGCAGCAAACCCAAUACCAGUCACAGAACCCACACCGCAGUCUAAGCAAGGAUCUGAGUGGAGCUAGUGGGGUUUUGAGCCAGCCAGCGGUUAUUAGGGCAACUGAUCCCCAGGAAACCCAAAUUGUGGGCCGUGGAGAAGCGGUCAAAAGUGAGCCACUGAAUGCAGUGAAAACAGGCAGCCCCGCCGAGGAAACUGAAGAUGAGGGAAUCUAUGUGAACAGCUUGGGAGAACUCUCCUCGGAUCCUGGCAUCCAGUUCGACCACACCAAUGCCCACAUCGUGGCGGAAUAUCCCAGGGAGUACCACUACCAGAAGCAAAAGAACUUUGCCGAGCGUGUGAAUGCCGGAUUGGAUAUCCAAACCGAUUCGGAGUCCACUUCCGGGGAAGUGAUGGCCCCCGAUUACAUCAAGCACAUUAGGAACACCAAGGAGGAGGCCGUGCAACUUGACCUUGUCUCGAACAUUAACAACCUGCUGGAUGAGGUAUCCACCGAUGUGGAUCCCUCCAUUUCCGGCUACCAAUCCAUGGCACCGCCCAAAGUAAAGCAGCCCUUCCGGUUUCUAAGUCGCGGGUUUUCGAUGCACAGUGAAAGUGGAAAGGGCAGCUCAUCCUCGGGCUAUGGCUAUGUGAAACCCAAACAAACGCCCAGCACUGUCAGAUUUACGCCCAAUGAGAUACCCACCGAAGAUCACAAGUCCAUUGAGCACAAGCACAGGUUUUCCAAAACCACAAGUACCAGUAGCACCACUUCCGCAACCACCGAACCAGCCACUGAAUCAGUGGAACAACUGCUGAUAGCUCCCACUUUGCCACCCGCUGAGGAUGAGGAAGUUAGCACCACAGGGGCACCGGAGACUACCUCCACCACAGCCGAAGAACUACUGGCUUUUCUGGCCCCACCACCGUCGGAAGUUGUGACCUCCGGGGAAGUACCGCCCAUCGAGUCCAUUGGCCAGGCAGCGGCCCUUACUGCCAGUUUGCCCAUCAGUGAGGAUAUUGUGCAAAUUGUGGAUCAGAGUCCCGAAACCGCCGAGAAGAACGAUGUGCAUCACGAGGCAGCCAAGCUGCUGCUGGCCGGAGUGCAACUCACCUCCCACAACGAAGAGAAGGCUUUGGAGAGGAACCAAGUAGAGGUUACUAGCAGCACAGCCCCCAGUCCAAUCACUCCGGCAAUGGUCACCGCCACGGAAGUGGUUACCGAGAUCAGUAGCACUCAGGAGCGCAUUCGCGGCUAUCGAAAGAAUCGUCCAGGAGCCAUGCUGAAACGGGCCCACAUUCGUCCUCUGCCCAUUGUGCGCACCACCACAGCAGCCACCACCCAGAGGAGCACCUCACCCACCAAGAGUUACCUGGAGCGUCUGGCAGCCAGUAGGUUGCGCCUCUCCAGGCUUUCCCAGGCCACCAGGAGCACCACAAGGGCGACAACAACAACAAUCACCAGCUCGCCAAGCACCACAACUUCGCCGACGACAACCACAACAAUUUCAUCGUUCCAACAAGUGCGUGCUGGUGCCGAACCGGGUCCAAACAAAAAGCUGACGGUGCGAGACAUCGAGCGGGAGACCAAGGUGGCCCCCAGCAAGGCCAGCUGGGAGUCGGUGCACAGCAACCUGCAACGCUUCCAGGUGCAACGCGGCAACCGAGUGUACACACCGGCAACACGAGCCUCCGCCAGCAGCAACCAUGCAGUGGUUACCAGCAGCUCUACCACCACUCCCAGGAGCUAUAUUGCGGCCACUUCUGCCCGAUCGACGGUCACCAUAAAUCGCGGAAAAAAUCGGUACUCAAACUUCAAGACCCAGGCCCCCGUGCAAAGAACCCGGGGAACCACCACGCCCAGGAGCACCACAUUGCGACCCACAUCUUCGCUCUCCUCGCUGAACCAACACAUCUCCGCUUUGGCAUCGAACUAUAACGGCGGCUAUAGCUACAGCCAGACACCUCAGAUUAGCCAGACACCACAGAUCAGCAAACCCAUCCAACAGUCACCAUCACAAGUUUACGCCACACAAACGACCAGCGAUAUCGCUGCCCACAACUCUCAAUCGCAAAUCUCAUCCAGCCUCUCUCCCGCCUCCGCUUUCCUUUCCUUCGAUAAGUUAACCCGUGCCAUUGUUGACGAAUCCGUUUUGCAGAAUUUCAAGAGUGCUCAGUCGCAGGGUUCCAAUCAACAGCAACAGCAGCAUCAGCAGCGCCAGCAGCAACAUCAAGUGGUUAGGCAGCAACAUCACUCGGUCAGCAACAGCUACGUGAAGCCAGCAACAGCAACAGCUGUUUCCAGUCUGACUGUUCCCCAACGCCCCCAGCAGACACCUCAGUUACCCGAGCUGUCUUCGAUCCCCGGAAUUGUGAUUGCCCGCGCUGAGGGUCAGCGUAUUGCUCCCAACUCCGCCAGCAACAUCAUUUCGAGCUUGGCAACUCAGGCACCAGUUACUAACAACCAAGGCAACUCCUAUAUUUCCCUAAACGACUUUCUGAGUAACAAGUUCGGUCAGAGUCCUGCAGCCACCAACAACAUCGCUCCUGUUGCCACCUUGCAACAGCAACAGCGCGUGCCGCAACAGCAGCAACAUUAUCAACAGCAAACUAUUCAGCAGCAACGCGUGCAAAAGCAGCCUGUACAGCAGCAGCAUGUUCAGCAGCAGCAACGACAGCCAGUUCAUCAGCAACACCAGACCGUACAGCAGCAACGUCAGCCUGUGCAACAGCAACAUCAGCAGCAGUUGAGCUACAUCUCGCAGCAAUACCAGCAGCCACAGCAGCAGAACAUCUACCAGCAAUACCAGCAGCUGCCGCAGCAGCAACAGCAACGUCCCACGAUCCACUCCAUCCAGCAACCCUAUCUCACUCCCAAUAUCUUCGUGCCCUACCAGCAGCAACAGCAGCAAUUGCCGCAGUUCCCGCCCUUGGCUCCGCCCGUGUCCGUUUCCACCGGAAACAUCGCACAGGGACCGGUGAUCGCCGGCCGCCAUGUGGACCACCUGAAUGUGCAACUACCCACGUUGGGCGCUGGCCUGAUACCCGGACUGCAGUUGGCCCAGAAGCGCAGCGACGUGUCGGCCAGUCAGCUGCAGCUCACGGACUCGAACGGCAAGGGCAGCCUCUCCGGAUCGGGCAAAAGCCGGGAACGGGCCUUCUACGCCGGACGCACAUCCUACGAUGUUCCCCAGAGCAGCGUGGGCCGACUGCCCAACGAUGUGACGCAGCCACUCCGCCGGCGGUUGCGACGCUUCUGAACGAGAUUCACCAGCUAGGACUAGACCUUAACUUAUAGCUAAAUUAGUAAACUAUUUAUGCCUUAGCUAAGUCGACAACUGUACUAUAGACAUC